UGAAAUACAUGAGAGAAGCAACUCCCUAUGUGAAGAAAGGCUCCCCGGUUUCAGAAAUUGGGUGGGAGACACCUCCACCCGAAUCUCCCCGCUUGGGUUGCGCCUCUGCUGACCCCUUGUCGCAGCUUUCUCUCUCCAUCCACAGAGACAAGAAGACAAUACCGCUCAAGAUGUGCUACGUGACGCGCAACAUGACGGUGUCAGACCCCGAAAACAGACUUAUUGAAGUUCAUUCACCUGAUGCCAAGCACACCGUGGUGCUCAGGAGUAAGGAUUCGGCUACAGCCCAGGCCUGGUUCAAUGCCAUCCACUCCAGUGUCAAUGAGCUCAUCCCCAGGGUGAUUGCAGAGGUCAGAGACCAGCUGGGUAAAGCAGGGAUUGCUGGAAGUCGAGAGAUUAGGCAUCUAGGCUGGCUUGCAGAAAAGGUGCCAGGAGACAACGAGAAGCACUGGAAGCCAGUGUUAGUGGUCUUGACGGAGAAAGACCUCUUAAUAUAUGAGAGCAUGCCACGGAUGAAGGAAGCUUGGUUCAGCCCCCUGCAUACCUACCCCCUGCUAGCCACCAGGUUGGUCCAUUCUGGUCCAGGAAAAGGCUCACCGCAGUCCGGGGUAGAUUUGUCUUUUGCAACCCGUACCGGUACAAGGCAAGGGAUUGAAACCCAUCUGUUCAGGACGGAGACUAGCCGAGACCUCUCACUGUGGACGAGGAGCGUGGUGCAGGGCUGCCACAAUUCUGCAGAGCUCAUCACGGAAAUCACCACAUCUUGCACAUAUAAAAGCCAGGAGUGCCGUUUGACCAUCCAUUACGAACAUGGAUUCUCUCUUACAACUGAACCACAAGAUGGUGCCUUCUCUAAGACAAUUGCACAAUAUCCCUAUGAAAAACUGAAAAUGUCCUCAGAUGAUGGGAUAAGGAUGCUUUAUUUAGACUUUGGAGGAAAGGACGGAGAAGUUCAACUGGACCUUCAUUCCUGUCCAAAACCAAUUGUGUUCAUCAUUCAUUCCUUCCUGUCAGCAAAGAUUACACGACUUGGCCUGGUGGCGUAAGUGGGAUACAUCUGUUUCUUCAAAGACAGACGGAGUGACCAUGCUAAUCUGAAGGACAGUCAACAGCAGCAACCCGCACCAGCUAGCAGCAUACACCAGCUUGGGGUUCAGUACUGGGCCUUGGUCAUUUCUGGUCUUCCAAGGCCCAGGUUUCAUUUUGAUCAGUUAAAGAGGUGGCAUGACAAGGAAAACAGUGGAUUUAAUUGUAAAUAAUGGGAUUUUAAAAUCCUGUAUAAGACAGUAAAAGCGCGUAGUAUCAUACAUGUAAGUGUUUCAGAAUCAUAAAUUGUGCCUAUUUCAACAUACUUGUUUAUAUGGAAUAAGUAAAGGGCU
Messenger RNA from Cariama cristata (Red-legged seriema), 1379 nucleotides. It is a transcript of the gene SNTB1, whose product is annotated as syntrophin, beta 1 (dystrophin-associated protein A1, 59kDa, basic component 1). The annotation marks the transcript as partial. NCBI's taxonomy places the organism in Eukaryota, Metazoa, Chordata, Aves, Cariamiformes, Cariamidae. The record is from RefSeq and is a predicted model, not a curated record. The transcript has 6 exons. Gene Ontology annotation, molecular function: structural molecule activity. Gene Ontology annotation, cellular component: dystrophin-associated glycoprotein complex; intracellular anatomical structure; synapse.